Molecule: messenger RNA, 1109 nt
Organism: Macrosteles quadrilineatus (aster leafhopper)
Lineage: Eukaryota; Metazoa; Arthropoda; Insecta; Hemiptera; Cicadellidae
Exons: 2
Coding region: 155-1048 (297 amino acids)
Source: RefSeq, a predicted model, not a curated record
ACAGUCGUGUUAGCGUUUAACAAUAUGUUUACAAUGAUAUCCAAACUAAAUUGUAUGACCACAGCGUGGAUUGGUGGAUAUAUUACAUGUGUGAAAUGGAACUGUUGACUCAACAUUGUCAACAAGUAAAAGAUUGUGAGCUUUUACAGGAACUAUGUUUGCGUCAAGAGUUGCAACUUUAGUUGUUUGUUUCAUUCUUACCUACACAACUAUUCAGGGAGAUUACAAUCAAGAAUCAGAUUUCUUAGAGGUAGUCAAGAAAGAUUCAUUCGUUGACAAAUCAGCGUUCAUCAAAGACUUUCUGGAAGGAACGGACUGCAAUGUAGUGCUACGAGGGCCCCACAGGAGUGGGAAGUCUACAGCCAUAGACAUGAUCAGAAGAUUCGUCGAGAUCCAGCCAGAUGACCAAGGCCGUCCUUUGAGCCCUAACACGACAGAAAACUACAUGGCGUUCCAAAAACACAAUCUGGAAAUAUUCAAACACCAAGAUGUUGUGGAGAAACACUUCGGGAGGUAUCCCGUAAUCCUCUUCGACUUCCAGCCACUCAGUAAGAUAGUGUCCCAUUACGAUGUGCUGGAGAUCUUCAAGAAAUGGCUGAGAGAAGCCCACACUAAACAUCGCUACCUGCUACACGAGAGGAACAUCUGGAUAGGCAAACAUGAGAAGAGCCACUUUGAAGAAUUGAUGGAAAAGAGCAACAUCAAAUACGGCCCGAGUUACAUGAUCCAGAAAUUUACCCGGCUUUGUGAACUUUUGUACAUACAUUUUCAAAAGCCAAUUUUUGCACUGGUAGACGAUUAUGACGCGUUUUUAGAUAGUCCUGAUAUAAGUUUCAACUUUUCUAACGAUUAUGUUGUGAGCUUUAUACAAAACUUUAGUGCGGAGUUUUUCCAAAAGAAUAGGUUCCUGGGAAAUGUGUUUGUCACAGGAUUACACAGGGUGAGGCGUUCACCUUGCCCGGAUUUCAAGUUCAAUUUUCCCGCUAAAACUGUGUUUCAUAAUUAUACUGAUAAACAUCCACUGUGUCAACUUUUAGGAUCUUAUUGAGGAAAGUUUGUGUGGUAGCAGAGUAAUAUUCAAUUCUGUGUACCUGUAAAACUUUGAAAGA